Molecule: messenger RNA, 759 nt
Organism: Grosmannia clavigera kw1407
Lineage: Eukaryota; Fungi; Ascomycota; Sordariomycetes; Ophiostomatales; Ophiostomataceae
Product: ER-associated proteolytic system protein
Exons: 2
Coding region: 1-759 (252 amino acids)
Biological process (GO): endoplasmic reticulum unfolded protein response
Cellular component (GO): endoplasmic reticulum membrane; Hrd1p ubiquitin ligase ERAD-L complex
Molecular function (GO): ubiquitin-specific protease binding; misfolded protein binding
Source: RefSeq, a predicted model, not a curated record
AUGGACCAAGUGAUGGACGGCGGGAGAUUCCCGCUCGAACAAUGGUUCUGGGAAAUGCCUUUCUGCACACGAUGGUGGACCACGACAACAUUUGCCAUUAGUGUUUUAGUGCAGUGCCAAAUUGUCACGCCAUGGCAGCUGUUCUAUAGCUAUUCUUCUGUGUUUGCCAAGGGCCAGUACUGGCGGCUACUUUCGACGUUCCUUUACUUUGGCCCCAUAUCUAUGGACCUUGUCUUCCACAUAUACUUCCUUCAGCGAUACUCGCGUCUACUCGAGGAAUCAGCCGGUCGUUCCCCCGCCGUCUUCUCCUGGCUACUCGUCUAUGCUAUGGCCUUCCUGCUCGUCAUAUCAUCUUUCAUACAUAUGCCCUUCCUAGGCCAGCCGCUGUCAUCGACACUCGUCUAUAUCUGGUCUCGACGGAAUCAUAACACACGUCUGAGCUUUCUUGGUCUGAUGACGUUCAGCGCACCCUACUUGCCGUGGGUGCUAAUGUGCUUCAGCCUGGUUCUCCACGGAAGCAUUCCCCGAGACGAGAUUAUGGGUGUCGUCAUUGGCCAUGUUUACUGGUUUUUCACAGACGUGUACCCGCCACUGCACAACGGGGUGCAGCCGUUGGCACCACCAAGCUGGUGGCGGUGGAUUUUUGAGGGCCAGCGGCCACAAGCCAACAACGACAUGCAAGCUGUUGAUGAGACUGCUGGAGCCGUCGACCAAGACUUUGCUGCUGCGCGCGCUGAGCGUAUUCCAGAACUGAGAUGA